Molecule: messenger RNA, 1104 nt
Organism: Trypanosoma brucei brucei TREU927
Lineage: Eukaryota; Euglenozoa; Kinetoplastea; Trypanosomatida; Trypanosomatidae
Product: branched-chain amino acid aminotransferase, putative
Exons: 1
Coding region: 1-1104 (367 amino acids)
Biological process (GO): branched-chain amino acid metabolic process
Molecular function (GO): branched-chain-amino-acid:2-oxoglutarate transaminase activity
Source: RefSeq, a predicted model, not a curated record
AUGACUUUCCUCGCCAAGGACCUCACUGUUCAACGCGUGGCAAAUCCACCGCCACUUCCUUCACUGCAGGGAGUUAUGUUUGGUACUCUUUUCAGCCCACAUAUGUUGGUAAUUGAUGCAGAUGGGAAUGGGAAAUGGGGCAAACCACGUAUUGUUCCCUUUGAGAACCUUUCAUUGCCGCCGCAGACUGCUUGCUUACAUUAUGCCAUUCAAUGCUUCGAGGGCAUGAAGGCGUAUCGCGACAGUCACGGCAAUAUCCGACUCUUCCGCCCGGAUCGUAACUGUCGACGGCUACUGGACAGCACACGACGCUUAUGUCUCCCUGGAUUUGACCCUGACGAACUGCAAAAGUUAAUUGAGGAGUUUGUGAAAGUGGAACGUGAUUACGUCCCAAGUGAGCGUGGUUACUCUCUAUACUUGAGACCCACUGUAAUUGGGACUGGAAGCACACUCUCCGCAGUGGCAGGUUCUGCAGCGAAGUUAUUCGUGAUUGCUUCACCUGUUGGACCAUAUUAUCCCUCUGGGAUGAAACCUGUGAGACUUCAUGUGGAGGAGGAGCGGCGCCGUGCCUGGCCUGGUGGGGUCGGCAACGUGAAGCUUGGCGCGAACUACGCUGCGCCUAUGCUGGUGCAGCGGGAAGCGUCUGAGCUUGGCUUUCAGCAAGUGUUAUGGCUGGGCGCUGGAGAAGAAGUGCAAGAAGUGGGAGCAAUGAAUUUCAUGUGUCUUUGGCGUCCUUCUGCAAAUUCAAAUGAAGUGGAACUUGUAACUGCGCCGUUGGAUGGCACGAUCCUCCCCGGUGUGACGCGAGAUUCCAUUUUGUCGCUGGUGCGGCAGUGGGGUGAGGCACGUGUAUCUGAACGCUCCUUUACCAUUCACGAGCUCACUGCUGCGCUACGGGAGAAACGUGUGCUUGAGUGCUUUGGCUGUGGGACGGCUGCUAUUGUGUCCCCUGUGGAAGCACUGUCAUAUAAGGGAGAGUUGCUUAAUGUUCCAUGCCCGGCUCCAGGGGCUUCGCUCACACAUCGGGUUCUAAAGGCGAUUACAGAUAUUCAAUAUGGUGAUGUGGAACAUGAGUGGUCACGCAUUGUUGGUACCACUUCUUAA